Molecule: messenger RNA, 2155 nt
Organism: Chanos chanos (milkfish)
Lineage: Eukaryota; Metazoa; Chordata; Actinopteri; Gonorynchiformes; Chanidae
Gene: f2
Product: coagulation factor II (thrombin)
Exons: 14
Coding region: 195-2057 (620 amino acids)
Biological process (GO): platelet activation; blood coagulation; proteolysis
Cellular component (GO): extracellular region
Molecular function (GO): calcium ion binding; serine-type endopeptidase activity
Source: RefSeq, a predicted model, not a curated record
AGAGGAGACACAUAUAGACCUGAUUAGCUCAGAUCCUCUUCUCUUUGAACUCCAUUAGUUCAAUAUUAACCAGGAGGUUCCAGUGUCUACAGUUUAGGGUUUGACUUUAGGGAAAAGGACUUAGUGGGCAACGGGUUGAAGAUUAUGCCUCAGGAUAUUUUUUAAGGGGAAUACAGGUUCAAACGUCCGUAGCAAUGGGUGGAAUAACAAAGACCUUUCUCCUUGGUCUUCUCCUCACUCAUACCCUCCAAGUCAUACAGUGUCAAGAUGUAUUUAUUGACAGAAAAAAGGCAACACAGGUCUUUGUCAGAGAAAAGAGAGCGAACAGCUUGUUUGAGGAGAUGAAACCUGGAAACUUGGAGCGAGAGUGUAUUGAGGAAAUAUGCGAUCACGAAGAAGCGCGAGAGGUUUUCGAAAAUCAAGACAAAACGGAGAAAUUCUGGAUCACAUAUAAAGGCUGCGAUGGCCUUAUAUUGCCUAGGAGUAAAGAAAACGUAGACUUGAUGAGAAGAUGUGUCAACACAGACGUUGAUGUUGAGUGUUACACUGGGCAUGGUGAAAAAUAUAACGGGAGUGUUCACAUCACGGUCACAGGAAAAAUGUGUCAGUUUUGGACCAGCAACUUUCCUCACAGAAUCACUGAGUUUAACACAUCGUAUCCGCCAGAAAACUUCUGCAGAAAUCCAGAUGACAGCCCCGACGGUCCCUGGUGUUACACUCGUGACCCAACCGUGAGGAGAGAGUACUGCGCUGUCCGCAAAUGCGGUGAAACCUUUACCCCUCCGCCCAUUCCGCCGAAGAAGGACCCAGCGGAGAAGUACGUUACGACUGACUGCUUAACCAACUUUGGUUUGGACUACGUGGGAGACCUGUCAGUGACGAUGGGAGGACACAAGUGUCUGGAGUGGAACUCUCCUGAGGCCAAAAGGCUAAGCAAGGGGAAAGACUUCCUCAGUGAAGUGGAGCUGACAGGAAACCUCUGCAGGAACCCAGACGGUGACGAGGAGGGUCCGUGGUGCUUCGUGAAACUGGCAGACGGAAACAUGACGGUGGAUUACUGUGAUCUACAGCUCUGUGACAGCCCAUUGAAUAACACAGUGGAACCAGAGGGAGGCAGAGAGAGAUCAGUACUGGGUCCAAAAAAAGGUUUCUUCGACCCACGAAGCUUUGGACAAGGGGAGCUGGUUUGUGGAGAGCGACCUAUGUUUGAGAAGACUGGGAAACAGGAUGAGCACGAGAAAGAACUGAUUGAGUCGAUGCAAAAGAGAAUUGUAGGAGGGCGCGAGGCGGAAGUGGGGAGUGCACCAUGGCAGGUGAUGCUGUACAAGAGAAGCCCACAGGAGCUGUUGUGCGGGGCCAGUCUGAUCAGUGACGAGUGGAUCCUCACCGCGGCUCACUGCAUCCUCUACCCUCCGUGGGGCAAGAACUUCACCAUCGGUGACAUCCUGGUUCGGCUCGGCAAACAUUCCCGCAUCAAGUAUGAGAGAGGCACGGAGAAGAUUGUGGCCAUCGACGAGAUUAUUGUCCAUCCCAAAUACAACUGGAAGGAAAACCUGAACCGCGAUAUCGCUCUGCUGCACAUGAAAAAACCCAUCACCUUUACCAAGGAGAUCCACCCUAUCUGUAUGCCCACCAAGAGCGUCGCCAAGACGCUGAUGUUUGCAGGCUAUAAGGGGCGUGUGACGGGCUGGGGAAACCUGAGGGAAUCGUGGACAUCAAAUCCCCAGAAUCUACCCAGCGUUCUGCAGCAAAUUCAUCUGCCCAUCGUGGAGCAGGACACCUGCCGAGCUUCCACCUCCAUUCGCGUCACAGACAACAUGUUCUGUGCCGGCUAUAAACCAGAAGAAGCAAAGCGGGGCGAUGCCUGUGAGGGAGACAGUGGAGGGCCUUUUGUGAUGAAGAAUCCUGAUGACAACAGAUGGUACCAGAUCGGUAUUGUGUCAUGGGGAGAGGGUUGCGACCGCGAUGGAAAAUACGGAUUCUACACUCACCUGUUCCGCAUGCGCAGGUGGAUGCGAAAGGUCAUCGAGAGGUCGGAUGCGGCUGAUGACGACUGAUAGAAUGCCUCUGGGCCUCUAAUCUGAUCUGCAUGAAUGUCAAACACUUUAAUGAAAUCCUGCUAAAACAAGUAAUAAAGAUGGAUUGUUUUACGGCA